GAGCUCCAUUGAUUGGGGCAAUGCACCUUUUUCUCCAGACCCCCCUGCUGUGCGGCUUACUCAUCGAGACACCUGUGCUCCUUCCACUGUGCUCACAUGACAUGAGUACACUCGCCAAGAAGUUCACGCCAUCUCCAUCCCCCACACUCGCCGAUUCCAAAACAUAUUUAGCGUUCCUCUGUGAGCUGAUAAUCCUCCUCCUACGGUUGCCUUCCUUUCGGCUGUUCUGUUGCCUUCUUCAGGGAUCUGAAGAUGCAUACCACCUUGAUCGCGCUCUACAUUACGGUUUGCUCUGCCCUGUUCAUCAUAUCCAAGAUGCUCAUCUCGUUCCUCUGCUACAAGAAGUGGGCUCGCAAGAAGAGGAUCAUCGAGACAAGCCUGACAGGUGGCAAGAUGGUGAUCUUCCGGUCGGCGGCGAUGCAGUCGCUGAGUCCCAAAUCGUUCCUCCGGAUGAUCAUGGGGCUGUCGAGCAAGGACAUCAUCGGGUCGGGGGGCUACGGGACGGUGUACAUGCUGAGGCUGGACGAGAAGUCGGCGUUCGCCAUCAAGAAGCUCAGCAGGGGCAGCGCGGAGAUGGACCGUGGGUUCGAGCGGGAACUGGACACCAUGGGCGACAUCAAGCACCGGAACAUCGUCCCGCUCUGCGGCUACUACGCCGCGCCCCACUUCAACCUCCUCAUCUACGAGCUCAUGCCCAACGGCAGCCUCGACGCCAUCCUCCACGCCGGGAAAGACCAAGAUCAGCAGGAGGCGGAGAAGAAGAAGCGGGCCGUGAAGCUGGACUGGCCCGUGAGGUACAAGAUCGCGCUGGGCGUGGCCCGGGGGCUGGCGUACCUCCACCACGACUGCAUCCCCCACGUGAUCCACCGGGACAUCAAGUCCAGCAACAUACUCCUCGACCACAACAUGGAGGCCAGGGUGUCGGACUUCGGCCUCGCCACGCUCAUGAAGCCCAACGAGAGCCACGUCACCACCGUCGUCGCCGGCACCUUCGGGUACCUCGCGCCAGAGUACUUUGAGACUGGGAGGGCGACGACCAAGGGCGACGUGUACAGCUACGGCGUCGUCCUGCUUGAGCUGCUCACCGGGAAGAGGCCGACGGACGAAUCGUUCCUUGAAAACGGCACACGGCUGGUGACCUGGGUCAAGGAGACGAUGGAGGAGAAGAGGGAGGAGCACGCCGUCGACGAGACGCUGCCAUCUUUCCCGGCGGAGGAAGUCAAGUUCGUGUUCACCGUGGCGGAGAAGUGUCUGGAGUCCGAUCCCCGCGAUAGACCAACGAUGGCCCAGGUCGCAAAGAUGCUUGAGCAAGCGAAGCUGGCGUAGUACGCACGCUAGUUAACGAUCAGUAUAUAACUGCACAGGUCUUUCGUUGGGUACAGACUUUUUUGCUCUCAAGGUGUUGUUUUUGCGAAGUUCAUGCUGGAUUCUGCAUAGAAUUAAUUAGGAAGAAAAAUCUCAUGUGUUGUGUAAGAGGUGAAACCUAUGCUUGAAUUUGUACUUAGUAAAAUUUGUACACACGAUGCUUAAAGGGCCAGCUCUGUCGCUAGUCUAGAUCAGGACUUCUAAGCCAGCACACUUUAACAUAGUAA
Brachypodium distachyon (stiff brome) is the source of this 1592-nucleotide messenger RNA. RefSeq names its product receptor-like serine/threonine-protein kinase At1g78530. Bases 253 to 1326 code for a protein of 357 amino acids. Gene Ontology annotation, biological process: protein phosphorylation. NCBI's taxonomy places the organism in Eukaryota, Viridiplantae, Streptophyta, Magnoliopsida, Poales, Poaceae. Gene Ontology annotation, molecular function: ATP binding; protein kinase activity. The transcript has 5 exons. The record is from RefSeq and is a predicted model, not a curated record.